Messenger RNA from Ficedula albicollis (Collared flycatcher), 1501 nucleotides. It is a transcript of the gene IGSF21, whose product is annotated as immunoglobin superfamily member 21. The annotation marks the transcript as partial. Gene Ontology annotation, biological process: homophilic cell-cell adhesion; heterophilic cell-cell adhesion. Gene Ontology annotation, cellular component: adherens junction. NCBI's taxonomy places the organism in Eukaryota, Metazoa, Chordata, Aves, Passeriformes, Muscicapidae. The transcript has 10 exons. The record is from RefSeq and is a predicted model, not a curated record.
CCCGCGGGCACCAUGCUCGCCAUGAGCCCCCUGCCCCUCUGCCUCCUGCUCUGGCACCUGCGGCACCUGGCGCUGGGUUAUCUGACGGUCAGCAUCGAGCCCCUGCCUCCGGUGGUGGUGGGAGACGCCGUGACCCUGAAAUGCAACUUCAAAACCGACGGGAAAAUGCGGGAGAUCGUCUGGUACCGGGUCACUGAUGGCGGGACCAUCAAGCAGAAGAUCUUCACCUUCGAUGCCAUGUUCUCCACCAAUUUUUCCCAGAUGGAAAACUACCGGAAGCGGGAAGACCUCGUUUACCAAUCCACCGUGCGCCUUCCCGAGGUCCGGAUUUCGGACAACGGUCCCUACGAGUGCCACGUGGGGAUCUAUGACCGAGCCACGAGGGAGAAGGUGGUCCUGGCCUCUGGGAAUGUGUUCCUGAACGUGAUGGCUCCCCCAACGUCCAUCUCGGUGCUGGCCGCGGACACGCCGGCGCCCUUCAGCCGCUACCAGGCGCAGAACUUCACCCUGGUGUGCGUGGUGUCCGGCGGGAAGCCCGCGCCACUGGUGUACUUCAAACGGGACGGGGAGCCCAUCGAGGCCCCCCCGCUGCCGGAGCCGCCGGCCGGCGCCAGCAGCUGGGCCCCCCGCAACCUCCUGCACCGCGACCUGGACGACACCAAGGUGCCGAAACCCGCGGCGGCCGAGGCCGAGCCGGGGGCGGGAAACCCCUUCCCCACGGCGGAUCCUCCGCGGGGGCUGGCGGCCGAGCGGGAUUCGGUGACCGAGAGCAUCCCCGAGACGGUGGUGAGCCGGGAGUUCCCGCGCUGGGUGCACGUGGCCGAGCCCAUCUACUAUUUCCGACACACGCACGCGCCCGUCAGCGACGGCACCGUCGAGGCCAGGGCCACCCUGACGUGGACGCUGAACCCCCAGAUCGACAACGAGGCCCUGUUCAGCUGCGAGGUCAAGCACCCGGCGCUCUCCAUGCCCAUGCAGUCCGAGGUCACGCUGGCCAAGCCAAGCCAAGCCAAGCCAAGCCAAGCCAGAUUUAAUGAUUUCAGCUCCGGGCUUGCUCCCCUCUCCCCGCAGAACGAGGUGUUCCCGGAGCCGCUGUUCACGUGGACGCGCGUGGGCAGCCGGCUGCUGGACGGCAGCGCCGAGCACGACGGCAAGGAGCUGGUCCUGGAGCGGGUCCCGGCCGAGCUCAACGGCUCCAUGUACCGCUGCACCGCCCAGAACCCGCUGGGCUCCACCGACACCCACACGCGCCUCAUCGUCUUCGAAAACCCGAAUAUUCCCAGAGGACCAGAGGACUCCAAUGGUGCGUGGUGCUGGUGGCGUUUGGGGUUUCGGGGAGGGAAGGGGUGGGCAGAGAGGGGCUGGCCUUGCCUUGGGCCACCACUCCUGGUCUCAUCCAAAGCCUCGCCCAUCUCUCCUUGCCCUGUCCCAAGCUCUUGCCCAUCUCUCCUUCCCUCAUUCCCAGCCCUUUCUGAUCUGUCCUUGCCUCCUUCCCAGCCCU